This is a messenger RNA of Ichthyophthirius multifiliis, 598 nucleotides long. RefSeq names its product protein kinase domain protein. NCBI's taxonomy places the organism in Eukaryota, Ciliophora, Oligohymenophorea, Hymenostomatida. The record is from RefSeq and is a predicted model, not a curated record. Gene Ontology annotation, molecular function: protein binding. The transcript is spliced from 5 exons.
AGGAAAUGAUAGUCUUUAAAUUAUUGGUGAAUAUAUAUCACAUAUGAAACAUAUGCAGCUUUUACAUUUAUAUUUAGAUUCAAAUAAUGUAUAAUCUUAAGGAAUUAAUUCACUUUCUAGUGGCUUAAAAUCAAUGAAAAAAUUAAAAUCUUUAAAAAUCUUACUUGGUGAGAAUUAAAUAGGAGAAGAAGGAAUAAGGACAAUAGCCACAGGAUUUGAACAUUUGAGAGAGUUGUAGGAACUUUCUUUGUUUUUGGGAUGGAAUUGUAUUUAAAAUUAAGGUAUAAAAGAAUUAGCUGAUGGGCUAAAAAACUUAAGAAAAUUAUAAUCUUUAGAUCUUAAUUUUUAUCAAAAUGAUAUGGAGGAUGAAGCUGCAGUUGAAUUAUCAACUGCACUUUUACAUUUAACAGGAUUAUCCUAAUUAUAAUUAAUGUUAAAUUAUAAUAAAUUAAGUACAGAAGGUGUUACUGCUUUAGCAGGUUCUAUAAAAUAAUUAAAAAAACUAAAAAAACUUACAUUGGGAGUAUUAAAUAAUUUAAUUACUGAUGAAGGUGCUUUAGAAAUUGAAAAAGCUAUAAUUUUGCAAGUCCUAUUGUGA